AUGGGCGCGAGCCACGGCGUCGAGCCGCGCGCGCGCGCCAUCGCCGUCGACGGCCUCCUGUCGCUGGCGACCUACGAGGCGAACAAGGUCCCGCUCUGGGGCCACGCGCGCGGGCGGUCCGCGCUCUACGGCACGGCCUUCGGGGGUUUAGCGCCGCCGCUGCGCGAGUCCGCGCGGCGGCGCCUCGCGGCGCUCCUCGCGGGCGACGACGUGCUCGCGCGGCUCGGCGCGCUGACGGGGCCCUGCGUCGAGGAGACGGCGUCGGGCGACGCGCUCCGCGACGCGCUGGACCUCGUCGCCAUGGGCGGCCUCGUCGGCCGCGACGCGCGGUGCCGCGGCGGCGCCGUCGACGCGCUCUGCGCGCUCGCGCGGGGCCCCGCGGCCCUCCGGCGGCGCUGCUGGCUCCACGCGGGCGUGCGCGCCGUGCUCGUUUUAGCCGUCGACGCGCCCGCGGGGGGCACGCGGUCCGCGGCGCUCGGCGCCAUCCAGCGCGCCAUCGCGCUGCUCCUCACGCACCCGCGGAACCAGCUCGAGAUCUACCGCCAGGAGGACUUCGUCCGCGUCCUCGCGUCCGACGACGUCUUCUCCGUCUUCGCGCCGCCGCCGAAGCCGCGGCCCUGGCAGCUCGUCGUCCGCGACGGCCUCCGCGGCCUCGAGGACGACGCGCGCGACCGCGACGCGCGCGCCGCGGCGGCCGAGGCCGCGCGCCGGGCCGACGCGCGCGCGGCGGCGCUCGCGGCCGCGGAGGCCAUGCGGGCCCUGCGGCGCCGCGAGGGCCGCCGCGCGGGGCUGGCGCCGGACCCGGCGGCGGCGGCCGCCGCCGCGACGACCGCCGAGGCCCGCGCGGCCGCGGCGCUCGACGCCGCGCGCGCCGCGGAGCGGCGCGCGGACGAGCUCGACGCCGACGCCGCGCGCCGCGCGGCCGACGACGCGCGCGCGCUCCUCAUGCACCUCGCGCGCAAGGGCCGGCCGAUCGACCCCGUCCUCCGCGACGGCCGCGCCGCGCGGAUCGAGGCGAGCGCCGGCGACCUCAAGCGCGCGCGCGCCCAGGCCGGGAAGCUCGUCCGCCGCCGCGAACGGGCCGCCGCGCGCAAGGCCCUCGCCGCCGCGCGGCCGCCGGACGCCGACGCGCCGCGCUACCUCCCGCCGCGGGACUAA
Molecule: messenger RNA, 1158 nt
Organism: Aureococcus anophagefferens
Lineage: Eukaryota; Pelagophyceae; Pelagomonadales; Pelagomonadaceae
Exons: 2
Coding region: 1-1158 (385 amino acids)
Source: RefSeq, a predicted model, not a curated record